Molecule: messenger RNA, 1221 nt
Organism: Yarrowia lipolytica CLIB122
Lineage: Eukaryota; Fungi; Ascomycota; Dipodascomycetes; Dipodascales
Biological process (GO): RNA catabolic process
Cellular component (GO): extracellular region
Molecular function (GO): ribonuclease T2 activity; RNA binding
Source: RefSeq, a predicted model, not a curated record
AUGCAGUUCUCUCUUGCCACCAUCGCUACCGUGGCUGCCGCCGUCUCGGCCCUCGUUUGUCCCUACACAAAGCGAGAUGCUGUGGCCGCCUUCACCUCGCCCCCUCUCUCUUCUGCUGACCACAAGAGCUGUCCUGCUGACACUCCUGUAUCAUGCUCCUCUGGCGCCGGCUCUGCCGACCUCUGCUGUACCGAGUCCCCUGGCGGUGUGCUCGUCUUGACCCAGUUCUGGGACUGGACCCCUGCUAUUGGCCCCGAUGACCUCUUCACCCUGCACGGUCUGUGGCCCGAUAACUGUGACGGAUCGUACGCACAGUUCUGCGACAAGAGCAUGGAGGUGCAGUCAGUGGCCGCCGUUCUGCAGCAGCUCGGAGAGACCGAGCUCCUCGACAAGAUGAACAAGAUCUGGAUCCCCAACCGAGGCUCCACCGACUCCUUCUGGACCCACGAGUGGAACAAGCACGCCACCUGCAUGUCCACCCUUAAGGACAAGUGCUACAGCUCCGAUGCUCCGCAGUAUCAGUCCCUUGCCGACUGGGCCCACACCGUUGUCAACGUGUUUGAGACCGUCAACACCUACAAGUUCCUCGAGGCCGCUGGAAUCACCCCCGACUCCUCCAAGACCUAUGCCAAGACUGACUUCCUCAACGCCCUCAACUCAAACUUUGAUGGUAAGCAGGUUCACAUCUCGUGCAAGUCUGGCUACAUCUCUGAAGUUUGGUACUACUUCCACCUCAAGGGCUCUGUUGUGUCCGGCCAGUACCUCCCCAUUGACGACAUUGGAUCCUCCAGCUGCCCCGACCAGAUCAAGUUCCCUCCCAAGGACGGAUCUGGCGGAACUCCUCCUCCCACCGACCCCUCCGAUCCUCCCACCGGCGGCUCCAAGGGCUUCAUCAACAUCUCCGGCCAAUCUGGAUGCCUCAUCUCCAAUGGUAACUGGUACACGUCCGGUACUUGUGCCACCUACACCCUUGGCGAGUCCCAAUACGGCGGUGUCACUCUUACCUCUUCCAAGGGCCCCUGCGAUGUUGUUAACGGCAAGUUCUCUUGUGCUUCUGGCAACAACGCUGGCCAGUUCACUCAGGACGGCAGCAACAUUGUCUACGGCGGAAAGUCCGACUGGUCUGCUCCCUCAGUACCCUCUGGCUCCCAGCAGGUUGGCGUUUCUCCUGGUUCCGCCGGAGGUUCCGUUUCCUUCAACCUUGUCUUUGCCGCUAAGUAG